AUGGUCGAGGGAACGAUCGAGAACGACGUCUAAGGCACAGCUUGUAUAUCCCACGCCAAAUUCCAUCUUCUGGUCAAAACCCUCCCUCGAAGAAUUUGCCGGAGGAAGAACAGGGGUAGGAUUCAUUUCCAAAGCACACAGUUUGAAUCUGUGGCUUGGAUCCUCCUCUCGUUGCUCGACCAUGCAACCAGUUCCCCUGCGGCUUUCCCAGACUCUGUGGUCCGCAUUUCGAGCUGCUAAUCCAGCAAACAAGAAGCGCUUGUCGAUACCCAGCUCCCGCCCUUUCUCCUACGUCGUUCCGCCAUGCACGUCCUCGGCAUUGCGUCCUCCAAGACAGUCAAUCGCUCAGCAAGCUCGAUAUUAUAGUAGUGAAAAGUCCGAGACCGAUCGAAAAGUGGAAGAAGCCAAGGCUCGAAUAGAAGAAAGUCUCGAUGCACGAGCAGACCUCGCCGCACAGUCUGACGACAAGUUGAAGGAUCCUAAAGAUGAAACUAUAGUUCAUACCAUCCCAGAGUCUUCUUCCAUUGUCUAUACAAAGGAGCAUGAGUCUACAAGUUCGAGUGCUGCACCAUCAGCAUCCGCAGUUCCUCCCCCUCCACCACGAACACCACCUUCACAAAAUGGCGACCCAGCCGAUAGAUUCCUCCCCUCGGAACUUUCCAAACGGUAUUCAGAGCUUCGCAAACGUUUCACACACCUCAUGGACAAUUACCAAACACACAUCUUCACUGCGUCGCAGCGGCUUAACGACCUGACGGGCUACAGUGGGAUCGAGGCAUUGAAGAAACAAAUCGAGUCUUUGGAGACACAGGUUCAAAACUCGCGACAAUCUGUCAAAGAAUGCAGGGACAGAUACUCCGAGGCAAUUGCAACUCGAAGCACGACGCAGAGAGAAGUCAACGACUUGCUCCACCGGAAACAUACCUGGUCUCCAACUGACCUCGAACGAUUCACAAGCCUAUAUCGCUCCGACCACGCCAAUGAGCAAGCUGAGAUCGUCGCACAGAAGGAAGUGGCCGAUGCAGAAGCCCAGUAUGAGGAAGCGUCGACCAAGCUAGCUAAGAGUAUUCUUGCGAGAUACCAUGAAGAACAAAUCUGGAGCGACAAGAUCCGACAGAUGUCGACCUGGGGCACAUGGGGACUCAUGGGUAUCAAUGUCUUGUUGUUUGUCAUCUUCCAGAUUGCAGUGGAGCCAUGGCGCAGAAAGAGGUUGGUCAAGGGUUUUGAGGAGAAGGUCGAAGUGGCUUUGAGAGAGCGAGAUGCCGAGUUGGCCGCCAUCAAAGCUUCUUCUGGAUAUGGACAGACUCUUCAGCCCAAUCAAUCGACCGCCGAAGGUAUUGCUCAACUCUCGGCUACAGAAAAGGCUGAAGCAGUGGCGGACAAGAUUGCAGAGCAGAUUGUCGAUGCUGUAUCUGGCGCGACGGAGGAUGAUGGACCGAGUCAGUCAACGACCUUGGCUUCGACCUCUCUAAAUCAAGAUUCGACAUCAUCACCACAACCAGACGCCGCCACCAAGAUUACUCCCUCGAUAUCAGAACUCGAAGCCGCAGCUGAAAGCGUGACAAGUCAAGAACUCGACUCGACUGUAUUUUCACCUGACCAAGAACCCACAUCCACUGAACCUGAACCUACAUCUCCAUCUCCAUCUCCAUUCUCACUCUCACUCUCAUCCCGCUGGACAUCACCAUCCUCGAGUCUAGCGUGGUAUGAAGAUUGGAUCCGUGCACGAUUCAGCGACGACCGUCAUGUCAUGUUGACGCAGCGUGAGUUGACCACCGUGGCAAUGGAGGGUGUUGCUGGAGGUAUGGCUAUCAUGGGUCUGCUCUUUGUUUUGUUGAGACCUAGAUAGAGAGAAAAAAGUAGAAAAGUGCAUGAAGCACUGGGGUGGGGGUGGCUGCUUUGGCAUGCUGAACUUCAAUCCCAACUUGUAUAGUAAGACAGACACUAGAUGUAAGACAAUCCAAAGUAUAUAUACAUAUAC
Messenger RNA from Exophiala mesophila, 1981 nucleotides. RefSeq lists its product as uncharacterized. NCBI's taxonomy places the organism in Eukaryota, Fungi, Ascomycota, Eurotiomycetes, Chaetothyriales, Herpotrichiellaceae. The record is from RefSeq and is a predicted model, not a curated record. Gene Ontology annotation, cellular component: mitochondrial inner membrane. Gene Ontology annotation, biological process: inner mitochondrial membrane organization. The transcript has a single exon. The coding region runs from base 182 to 1849 and encodes 555 amino acids.